CUGACCCCGCCGCCCGUCCCUCUGUUGCAGAUGAGUCGCUCCGGUCGAACCGCACGAUAUCGCACUGAGAGGCGGUGAGCCAUGGGGGAGAACAGCCCUGAGGGCAACGUUAUCUACUAUGAAGUGGAGGACGACGACUUAACCCAGGAUGGCAAUAUGAUGAGGUUUGCUGAUAAAAACGGGCUGGUUUCUUCAUCGUCUGGGACGGUCUACGACAGGACGACUGUGCUGAUAGAGCAGGACCACAGCGUGCUGGAAGACGAUGAGGAUGAGGGACAGUGUGGUGAUCACUUGCCUUUCUUACCAGAGGGUCAUGAAGAAGGAUUUCAUUUAAUUGCAGAUCAUGAAGGAAUGUCCCAGGGUUACGUGCAACACAUUAUUUCUCCAGAUCAGAUCCACCUAACGAUAAAUCCUGGUUCAACUCCUAUGCCAAGAAAUAUUGAAGGAGCAACGCUCACUUUGCAGUCUGAAUGCCCAGAAACUAAGCUUAAAGAAGUUAAGAGAUACCAGUGCACCUUCGAGGGCUGCCCGCGCACCUACAGCACUGCCGGAAACCUGCGCACCCACCAGAAGACACACCGAGGGGAGUACACUUUUGUCUGCAAUCAAGAAGGCUGUGGCAAGGCCUUUCUCACCUCCUACAGCCUCAAGAUCCACGUUCGCGUGCACACUAAGGAAAAGCCGUUUGAGUGUGACGUGCAGGGCUGUGAGAAGGCAUUCAAUACACUGUACAGGUUGAAAGCACAUCAGAGGCUUCACACGGGGAAAACAUUUAACUGUGAAUCAGAAGGCUGCAGUAAAUACUUCACAACGCACAGUGACCUGAGGAAGCACAUUCGUACACACACAGGAGAAAAGCCAUUUCGGUGUGAGCACGACGGCUGUGGGAAGGCUUUUGCUGCAAGCCACCACCUUAAAACACAUGUUAGGACACAUACUGGGGAGAAACCCUUCUUCUGUCCCAGUAACGGCUGUGAGAAGACUUUCAGUACACAGUAUAGUCUCAAGAGUCACAUGAAAGGUCAUGAGAAAGGACAUUCCUAUAAUGCACUUCCCAAUAACAGCGUGUCUGAGGAUACAAGCCACUCACUUUGUCUGAGUGACCUAAGCCUCAUAUCAACAGAUUCAGAACUGCGGGAGAGCUCUAAUCCAACCCACGGACAAGACCUUAGCACAAUCUCACCAGCAAGCAUCUUUGAGUCUAUGUUUCAGAGCCCGGAUCACACUGCAAGUCAGGACGACUCUCAGCAGACAGCUGCCUUGAUUGAAGGUUUUAACGGCGACGCAGACUCGGUCACUGCUGUUCCGCCUUCUGCAGGAGACUCGGCAUCGUUGUCUCUUCCGCUUGUACUGCAGCUUGGCAUCUCUGAGCCUUCGCAUUCAGCACUGCAAGCCUCGGCAGCACCCGCUGCUCCCUCCUCCAUAGGAACCAGCUCACAGCAAGCGGCAUUUGGGAAUCCUGCAACUGUUUUACAAUCCCCAGAAGUGCCUGUUCCUCACAGCACACAGUUUGCAGCCAGUCACCAAGACUUCCUGCAGCACACGCAGACACCGCCACAGCCCAUUGUGCAAGGACUUUCAGUGGUUGCUGGGGCACCUGCCCCAACAGCAUCGAGUGCCACUGAGCCCCUGCCGGCUGUGGUUCAGACUGUGCCUGUUGGUGCGAACUCUGUUCUGACCAGUAACCCAACGAUAACAAUUACUCCUUCUCAGAGCACUGCUAUUCUGCAGUCCAGCAUCGUCAUGGGAGAGCAAAACUUACAAUGGAUCUUAAAUGGUGCCACUGGUUCUUCACAAAGCCAAGAACAAAUGCCACAAGUUCCAAAAGUAGUAGAAAAGGUGUUUUUUACCACUGCGUUACCAGUUGCUGGCAGCACAGGAAGCCCUGUUCAGCAGAUUGGCCUCAGCGUUCCUGUCAUCAUCAUCAAGCAGGAGGAGGCCUGCCAGUGCCAGUGUGCCUGCCGAGACUCUGCCAAGGACAAAGCCACCGUCAAGAAGGAAUGUUCCUCGCCCGACCCAAAAGCUGUGGAGCAGCCAGCUCCUCCCCAGCUGCAGCCUCAGCCCUUUCCCUCCUCUACCCCUUCUCCUUCCUGCGGGCAGAGCAGUCAGGUCGUUAACCCUUCAGACUCACAGCCUGAAACGCUAAGUGCCAUGGAUGUAUCGGACUUCCUGUCCCUCCAAAGCCCUGACACCCCAUCCAAUAUAAUUCCAAUCGAAGCACUACUGCAGGGUGAGGAAGAAAUUGGUUUGAAUAGCAGCUUCUCCAAGUGAAGAUGUUCCAGAUUUUCCUUUGCACCUGGAGGGUAAAACCCUUCUCCUUAGAAGCAGAAACUGAAGGAUCGAUUAUUUUCCCUUCCUCUUUGGAAGUUUUGUGGCUUAUUUCUGCUUCACAGAUGUCAUCUUAGUCACGUCGCAGGUACAUCCAUCUUUGAGAAUCUAUCUAAAAAAAAGAAAAGG
Messenger RNA from Mesitornis unicolor (brown roatelo), 2457 nucleotides. It is a transcript of the gene MTF1, whose product is annotated as metal-regulatory transcription factor 1. NCBI's taxonomy places the organism in Eukaryota, Metazoa, Chordata, Aves, Mesitornithiformes, Mesitornithidae. Gene Ontology annotation, molecular function: RNA polymerase II cis-regulatory region sequence-specific DNA binding; DNA-binding transcription activator activity, RNA polymerase II-specific. Bases 82 to 2271 code for a protein of 729 amino acids. Gene Ontology annotation, cellular component: nucleus. The record is from RefSeq and is a predicted model, not a curated record. The transcript is spliced from 10 exons. Gene Ontology annotation, biological process: positive regulation of transcription by RNA polymerase II; central nervous system development.